AUGCUUUCUCGACGAAUUGCUUCGGCUACGACGCGGCGCGUCGUCAGCCUUGGCGCGAGCCCCGUCCCCGUCAUCCAGAAACGAUUCUUCUUGCCUCCCUCGUUCAACUCGCCAGAGGUUAUCAACGAAAAGUACCCUGAUUAUCCCAAGCUCACCGAAGCCGAGGACCCCGGAAUGAACGGCGGUUACAUCAACCCCCGCGAUCAAGAGGCAAUUCCGCGAUCCCUACGGCGAGUGGUGGGAUCCUCAGGAGAGGAGGAACUUUGGGGAACCCGUGCACGAAGACAACGAUAUGCUCGGCAUCUUCUCCCCUACGAAUACACCUGGACCACCCCUGGAAAGGGUGCCCUGAUGUUCGCAACCGCCGCCGGCGUUCUCCUGUCCGCUAUCGGCCUCGUAUACCUCACGUACCCCGAUAUGAAGGCCGUCCCCAAAGAGUAUGAGGAUGGCCUAGAGAGGGAGCUGGGUGGAAGUGGCGCGGUGAGGGUACACGAGUUCAAGUACACCAUGCAAGAUCAAGCUAAUGUGAUGCACCGAAAAGAGUUUUCAUCUCCAGACGGUGUCGUAGGCCUGCCGACCAUGACCUGCUUCAUCCCUAGUCUCGAGCCAAACACGCCCUUCCACGUUUCCGUCCACAGCUGGAUUCAGGAGCCCGAGCUGAGCAUCUUCACAAAGCUCUCUCUCAGCAUCCCGAAACGAUCCAAUUCCAGGCUCGGCUAUAUUUUGACGGAUGCUUUAUUGGGUGAUGAGCAAUAUGACAGGUACCUAGAUCCUCUCGAUAAACUUACCCACAAGAACCUGCUUUUGCUCACAGUUCCCUCUGAUUAG
This is a messenger RNA of Parascedosporium putredinis, 828 nucleotides long. Lineage: Eukaryota; Fungi; Ascomycota; Sordariomycetes; Microascales; Microascaceae. The record is from the annotation of a GenBank genome assembly.